This is a messenger RNA of Egretta garzetta (little egret), 4884 nucleotides long. It is a transcript of the gene CCNL2, whose product is annotated as cyclin L2. Gene Ontology annotation, molecular function: cyclin-dependent protein serine/threonine kinase regulator activity. The transcript has 11 exons. The coding region runs from base 43 to 1320 and encodes 425 amino acids. Gene Ontology annotation, biological process: regulation of transcription by RNA polymerase II. Gene Ontology annotation, cellular component: nucleus. Lineage: Eukaryota; Metazoa; Chordata; Aves; Pelecaniformes; Ardeidae. The record is from RefSeq and is a predicted model, not a curated record.
UUUUGUUAAUACCUGUUGUGGUUUCUUCCUUUUUAGGUGGCUAUGGCUACGGGACAGGUGCUAUUUCAACGUUUUUUUUAUACCAAGUCUUUUGUGAAGCAUUCCAUGGAGCAUGUGUCAAUGGCCUGUGUUCAUCUGGCAUCCAAAAUUGAAGAAGCACCAAGACGUAUAAGGGAUGUAAUUAACGUGUUCCAUCGCCUUAGACAUCUACGGGAAAAAAAAAAACCUGUGCCUCUAAUACUGGAUCAAGAAUAUGUGAACUUGAAGAAUCAAAUUAUUAAGGCAGAAAGAAGAGUGUUAAAGGAGUUGGGAUUUUGUGUUCACGUAAAGCACCCUCAUAAGAUAAUCGUUAUGUACCUUCAGGUAUUAGAAUGUGAACGUAACCAACACCUGGUCCAGACUUCAUGGAAUUACAUGAAUGAUAGCCUGAGAACAGAUGUCUUUGUAAGAUUCCAGCCAGAAAGCAUUGCUUGUGCAUGUAUUUACCUCGCAGCUAGGACACUGGAGAUUCCACUUCCUAAUCGUCCCCACUGGUUUUUACUCUUUGGAGCAGCAGAGGAAGAAAUUCAAGAAAUCUGCUUAAAAAUUUUGCAACUCUACACUCGGAAAAAGAUUGAUUUAUCUGACCUGGAAAGUAAAGUAGAAAAGAAGAAACUAGCUAUUGAAGAGGCAAAAGCACAAGCUAAAGGUCUGGUACCUGAGGGAGUCCCAAGUUUGGAUAACACAUCGGGAUUUUCCCCUAUCCCAAAAAAUGAGUCUCCAAAAGAGGUUAAAGGAAAUAAACCUUCACCACUACCUGUUCAGGCAAUGAAGAAUGCUAAAAGGAAAACAGAGGGAGCAAAAAGAAUGAGUUCAAAUAGCCCAGUAAAUGGUGUUCAGAAAGGAAGAGAAAGCAGAAGUCGAAGUGGAAGUAGAGAUCAAAGUUAUUCAAGAUCUCCAUCCAGAUCUGCGUCCCCUAAGCACAGGAAAAGUGAAAGUUACUCCACAUCAAGCGGUUCCAAAUCCCACAGCCGUUCGAGGAGCCGCAGUGACUCUCCUCCAAGGCAGUUCAACCACAGUUCUAGCUACAAAGGUUCCAAGGUGAGAAGUUACAAGAAAUCAAAAGACUACAAAUACUCAACACACAAACCACGGAAAUCACGCAGCAGGAGUUCGUCACGUUCCAGGAGCCGAUCCCGGGAGCGCUCUGACCAUUCGGGGAAGUACAAGAAGAAGAGUCACUACUAUAGAAAUCACAGGCAUGAGCGUUCACGCUCCUAUGAGCGAGCAAGUCAUCGCUAUGACCGAGACCAUCCUGGCCACAGUAGGCAUAGGCGAUGAAUAAAGCAAAAAGUUCUUUCCUUUGGAAUUGUAAGCAGUGGAGCUCUUCCCCAUUUGGUCUCUGCAGCAUAGGGUUAACCUGGCUUGUAAACCACCUAGCUUGAGUAAUGUCUAUUCUGCUGGCAAUUCUGUACUUGCUAUCAUGAAUCCAAAGGAAAGACACUAACAGGACAGGAUGAUGUGAAAGACUUAAUCUGAUAAAUGUCUUGGUGACUGUUCUGCUGGAGUGUCGGCUAAUAACACUGCAGAACUUGUCUCUGGAUGCUCCUAUGCCUGCUGUUUAGUAAUUUUGCAUACCGUAGCGCAGUGGAGUGUUAUUUGGGACUUCCAGUUCUGCAAGCAGGACCUCCAUGGCUCAGUACUUGGAAUACUGUGCUGAACAGUCCUUCCCUGUGGAACUAGAAGGCUCAAGACAGUUCAUAAAAACUGUUGGAGUGGCUUGGUGCUAACAAAGCUGUCUUUUCAUACUGACUCAAUUAUGUUGUACAAAUGUAAGGUGACUCUUUUAGAACUGUUGCCUAUAUUAGGUUAUAUAUGUGUAUAUAUAUUUUGCAGUGUUACAGUACAGUAUGGGAAUAUGGCCUUACUAGCCUUUACAACUUAUCCACAAUGUAAAUAAGCAUUUGUUUAAUACAGGUGGAAGAUAUAUACAGAAAAUUCAAAACUUGAAUUCUAUCAAAAGACUUGUGUAGAAAAUUCUGAUAAAUGUGAAAGUAUUUAGCUCUGUGUAUUGAGAGUAGUAUAUUUUUAUCUGUGCAAUGCUGUGUGCAGGCCACCAGCUCAUAAGACAUUUCCUAUAUAUACAUUUUAAGUGGUUUCAAAUUCUUUACUCAGGAUCUUUGACACUCUGAAGAAUUAGUAGUUUGUCAAUCUGCAUGCUUGUUGAAGAACAGAGCAUUUAAAAGAAAAAAAAAAAAAUAGCAAAACCCCCACAGCCCAGUAGUAUCAGUUCUAGUGGUAUAUCUGAGCUGUUACUCUCAUGCUCCCUAAUUUCAUUAAAGUAUUUGAUUUUCUAUUAAGUUUACUUGAUAGUAGUUUCUUAUGAGCUAUACCACUGUGCCUACUCAUAAGGAAAGAAAUCUGGUGCUGAAUGAUCAAACUGCAGUAGAUUUAAGACUAGCCUAAGUUGUUACACCCUGAGUAGAAGUAUAGUAGAUGCCAUGCUGGGCCCAUCCGGGAGGAGCAGCCCGGGGUGCUGUGUGCCGCAGGGCUCUGCUGUUUGAGCCUCUCGGGCUCUGUGAGCAGACGUUGCUGGAGGCGCUGCCUGGGUUAAACUUGUGUCCACUCCGGGGGAAACAAGAGGCAUUGGGUGUUUCUGUGGUCAGUCAUGUAGGUGCUUCAGUGUGACAGUGACUCUUCUAAUGCUGCUUUUAAAUCCAAACCGAUCUCAUGGCAAUUUUCUUAAUCUUUGCUAUGGAGGUAAGGCAGCUGAAAGGAUUUGCAGGCAGCCUUCCUUCAGCCAACCUCUAGUCUAGCAACUUCCUGAGCUAGAGGUUGCGUAGGAUUAUUCUGUGUAAUUACCAGUGGACCUACUUGUGACCUUGACUAAUCUUGGCUUGAACUAAGUCAUGCUUUUGACCUCUGCAGCUCCCUCUGACGUUCUGUUCCUUAGCAGGAAUUCGUAGCUCACACAAUGCAGUUACCUGUUCCAAAUGCAUCGUUACUGGAUAGUUUCGGUGGGUGCCCCUGUUUCCUGUGCAGGGAGAAGACCAGUUAUUUCUUGGCCAUCUCGCAGUAGCUGGCUGGCGGUUCUUUACCGUAGUUCUCAUUACAUCUCAGCUGAGAAAAGGCAGUGAAUUGAGAUGGGCAGCAGAUACAAGGAAAGCGUGUCAGAGCUUCAGCGGAGCACAGCUGUGGAAUGUAAGUUAGUCUGUUCCUGAAUCAGCAAACUAUCUCAGCCUUAGCUUGACCUGUGCAUGCAGUCAGAAAUGUAAUUAUUUCAUACUUGGUAUGCUAAAUAAUUGAGUAGAAGUCAAAGUAUUAUUAAAGUAGCUCAGACAUAAUGUGGUACAAAGUGACUUUGAUCCAUUUGGAUAUGAACAACCUGAAGUAACAAUGUUCUCUACAGACGGUUCCCAUUUUAAGUCUAGUUCUUACUACCUGGCUAUUACUUGGAGCAUUUCAACAUCAGAACUCUCUUUACUAAUUCCAGUUCUAAAAGAUAGUCAGCGUUUCCCUGUUGAAUUACUUCAUUCUGCUCUGGAUGCUUCCAGAAUUGCUUCUUGUCCAAUUCCUGAAGUAAGCAAGAUCUGGGGAGGCAGGUUUCACAGCUGCAGCCUCCUCCAGGAAGACUUUAGGAGGAGUUACCUUAGUUAAGUCUAAAUUCUGCUAGCUACAGACAUGACCUUCCUCCGGUGCAAGUGGCAUGGACGAGGAUAAAGAUAAAGAGAGGUUAUCUCACGGGCCAGAAGCUCUGAAGGGACAGUGCUCACUGAAACCUCUUGACUUGGAAGACGCUGCAGCCUUGGCCAGGCUCCGGUUCGAUCUCCUCAGAUAAAGCUGCCUCCGUGCUCUGGCAACGCAGCCUAGUCCUCCCUCCUUCAUGGGAAAUGAUCCUCUAGGCUUCCUGGCUGAUGUUUCCUCAACAAUGGACUCCACAGCUAUAAAUCCAACGUGCGGGUGGAAGGUCAUGGCCUUCAGAUCUGUAUUUGCUGUGUAUCAGCAGAGGGGCAGCCAAGAAAGCUUUCCUUUUUCAGGUGAGAGCCUAAGGAAUUACUUCCUCAAAUAUGGAACUUCUGGCUCAGUGUGUGCCAGGCAGGUGGUGACCAAGAGGGGGAGAUCCCCCUUGUUGGGUGAGCUGGAGAUGGGAAGGCAGUGGUUGACACCAUCACAGAAUAAUUGAACAACAAAGCUUGCCAUUUCUGAGAUCAGAUGAGGAAAGCAGAUCUCUGUUCCCGAUGGGACAUUGCGAAGGGAGGCUUCAAUUGAGAUUUACCAUAAGCUUCAGCGUAGAUGUUGCAUCCAUCCAGAGCUGGGUGCUGAGUCCUCUGCAACUCUGGAAAAUCAACGUGGUGGGAAAUGGCAGAGAGAUUGAACUUCUGUCAGAAAUGGUCCACCUUUGCUGCUGAGCUCGCUGCCUCUGUCUCUGGUGUCUGGCCAGAAGUUUUGGAGUCCGUUGCUGCCUCUGAAGCUCACUUAAGAUCCGAUAUGGCCAGGUCUGAAGUACCAAAACUGAUCAUGGCUUUGGUUUCUGUCUUCUGUGCACCUCUGUCCACGAAGGGUGGCUCCUCCUUUCAUGUUUUGACUCCCUAGACUGCUCAAACUGAAUUCUGCUGACGUGAAAGCUGUGGGUUGGUGACUCAAAAUCAUUUGGUUAGAGGGAGUGUCCGUUUUAAACCUGAUUUUGCUUGCUCUGCCCACAGUCUAUCACUCUAACAAUGAUUUGUAGUUCCACAAACACUAGAAAUACCCUGAUACUCUGAGAUGUCCUGCAGAGACAGACCUAAGCCAAAGAGGAGCUGAAUGAAUGGAGUUCACUCAAACGCAGAAACUGCAAGUAGGAAUUCUUUCAGAGUAUUGCUUCGUGCAAAAUAAAAGUGUUUUCUCCAUUGUCCUGCCAAGUAA